Anopheles arabiensis is the source of this 1447-nucleotide messenger RNA. Its product is annotated as mitochondrial thiamine pyrophosphate carrier-like. The coding region runs from base 423 to 1361 and encodes 312 amino acids. The transcript has a single exon. Gene Ontology annotation, cellular component: mitochondrial inner membrane. NCBI's taxonomy places the organism in Eukaryota, Metazoa, Arthropoda, Insecta, Diptera, Culicidae. Gene Ontology annotation, molecular function: thiamine transmembrane transporter activity. The record is from RefSeq and is a predicted model, not a curated record. Gene Ontology annotation, biological process: thiamine pyrophosphate transmembrane transport.
GAAUCGAGCAUUUGCGUGAAGAGCGUCGACGGUAUCGUUGGCAAAAAAGAGAUCGCACGAAAACAAAGCUCUCGCAGCUUGCUAGGAUCGCAAACAGCGCUUGUGUCAGUUUACGUUAUCACUUUGGCUGGACCGCCAGUAAGUACGGGACCACCGAAAAACCGGGCAACCAAGCGGAUGCCUUCUUUUCGUUGGACGUGGUGUACAACGAACAACACGCAACUACGCCAUUGAUGAUGAUUAGCAAGGUCAGCACAGUUACGCACCCGCACCGAUAGAACCAGCUCGACCCCAUCAUCAUCAUCCGAGUCGCAGGCGACAGUAGUGAUGUAACGCACAAACGUUUGGAACGGAUUGCCAAAAAAAAACACAGCACAAACACACACACAUACUCACCAAAACAUCACCAGCAUCCACGUGCGAUGGAUCGCGAAAAGCACCGCGAAACCCGGUACGCCGGGCUGGCGGGCGGAUUGACGGGCUGCAUCACGCGCUUCAUCUGCCAGCCGCUGGACGUGCUGAAGAUACGGCUCCAGCUGCAGGUGGAACCGAUCCGGACCGGGUCCAGCCACUCCAAGUACCGCUCGAUCGCCCAGUCGGUGGCCUGCAUCUACCGCGAGGAGGGGCUGCUUGCGUUCUGGAAGGGCCACAACCCGGCCCAGGUGCUGUCGCUCGUGUACGGCGUGGCGCAGUUUUCCUUCUACGAGCGGUUCAACCGAGUGCUGCGCGAGCUGCCCCUGCUGGACGGGCACGACCAGGCACGGCAGUUUGUGUGCGGCGCGUGCAGCGGUUCCUUUGCCGCCCUGACCAUCAUGCCGCUGGACGUGAUACGGACGCGGCUGGUCUCGCAGGACCCGGGCCGAGGGUAUCAGAACGCGUUGCAGGGCCUGGGAGAGAUUUACCGGCACGAGGGCGUCCGGGGACUGUACCGGGGCGUCGGUCCGGCCAUGCUGCAGAUUGCCCCGCUGGCCGGUGGUCAGUUUAUGUUUUACAAUCUGUUCGGUACGGUGGUGAAGCGGUUGGAGGGGCUGUCGCCCGAGGCACAGCUGCCGUCUGGCGAGCUGUUCGUGUGCGGUGGGCUGGCCGGUCUGUGCACCAAGCUGCUGGUUUAUCCGCUCGAUCUGACGAAGAAGCGGCUGCAGAUACAGGGCUUCGCCCAGAGCCGGCAAACGUUCGGGCAGCACUUUGUCUGCCGCCAUAUGCUACACUGCCUGGUGCAGGUCGGCCGGUUCGAGGGGGUGCGCGGACUGUACAAGGGGCUGCUGCCGUCGCUGCUGAAGGCCGGCUGCACGUCCGCGUUUUACUUUACGAUUUACGACACACUGUUGCUGCUGUUUAACAGCGAACGAAGCUUUAGAUAGGUGCACGGGAAGAGAUGGAGAGAAAGAGAGAAAAAUGUGUAUAAAAACUUUCACGCUUUAAAUAAAUGGCCUCGCCUUUAACUGUA